Molecule: messenger RNA, 1411 nt
Organism: Spathaspora passalidarum NRRL Y-27907
Lineage: Eukaryota; Fungi; Ascomycota; Pichiomycetes; Serinales; Debaryomycetaceae
Gene: MAF1
Product: RNA polymerase III-inhibiting protein
Exons: 2
Coding region: 116-1273 (385 amino acids)
Biological process (GO): negative regulation of transcription by RNA polymerase III
Cellular component (GO): nucleus
Molecular function (GO): RNA polymerase III core binding
Source: RefSeq, a predicted model, not a curated record
AUUCAAAUAAUUACACAACCAGCAAACACGAAGUCACAAAUUGCCCCAUAUAUUUUGAAGUUACGAAUAUAGUUUAUUUAAAAUUGGAACUCCCCAAUUCAGCUACAAAGAAAAUAUGAAGUUUAUUGAUGAAGUAGAUCUAGAGCUUGUGAAUCAGGAGCUAAACUUUCACUCUCCCGACAACAAUUUGGUGAUACAAGGAGGUUGUGACUUAUUUACUACCAAACCAAUUGGUUAUGAUCGUAAGUUGUUCAAGACAAUUGAUAAACACCUAGACCAAAUAAUAGAAGAUAAUCAACUUUCGAGAUCUUUGGAAAGGGAGCGAAAGAAUUCUAUAAUUUCAAUAUUUGGAAAUAGCUCGAGUCCCCCACUACAUGGAGAGCCAAGAAGAGGAAGUAUGACUGAAAGAGACAGGCGUGCAAGUCAUAAUCUGGCUAAUAUCAAUUUUGCCAGGAGUUCACUGCCAGUUGACCACAACGAUGGCAAGUCAUUAUUAUCGAGAUCAUUAAUAGAAGACAGUACCUGUGAAUAUGAAGCAGUAGACGAAUCUCCAUUUGGCCCUUUAAAGAAUGUUACUACCAGGAAAACUUUUGCUUAUUUAAUAGCUAUACUUAACAUCUCUUUUCCUGACCAGGAUUUUACCAACUUGCAACCAACUACCGAAAACUUCUAUCGAAUUGAAUCUCCAGAAGAUUUAAUCCAUAGGUUUAACAACAUACUACUUUCAUUAGGAAAGAAAGAAGAUAUAUUGAAUUGGAUAUGGGACAUUAUAAAUUCCUAUAUGGAUGUAAUACCUUCCAAGUCGUCAUCGCCAUACUUGUCAGCGCAGAAUGUAAAUCAUGCUGGUGGUCAUGGUAGCAGAAAGAAUAGCUUCAAUGCACGUCGAAAUUCGAAUGGUGGGAGUACAUCGCCGUCUCAACAAUACCUUCAAGAUGGCUGUCAAAUCUAUCAAUUUCAACCAUCUGAUGAAUCAAUAUUCGAGGAUUUGACAUAUCCUUAUCAACCAAUGUGGUCAUACUAUUGGUUCAUUUAUAACAAGAAAAAGAAGAGGGUUACAUUUCUCCAUUUAACUGCGAUAAAUAAGGCUCAUUAUUCCAAUGUAAAUGCUAAUAAGGAGUUUGAACAAAAGAAAAAGUCACAAAAUGAUAAAAUUAUCACCGGAGAUGAUGAAGAAGAAUAUGACGAAAAUGAUGAGUACAUGGACAGUAGUGAAGUUGCAAUAAUAGAUGAAGAAGAUGAUAAUACCGAUGUAGUGGGAGACCUCGAGAUCUGAUUAAUUUUUCCUGUUUUGUAUUAUUUCAGCUAGAUAUUAUCGUGGUACCAUUCACAUUAACUAACUUUUAUGUAUGUUUAAUUGUAUAUUAAAUAUGAAUUAUUUAGAUCCCCCAAUUUUCAAAUUUUGUUCCGAAAA